Messenger RNA from Kickxella alabastrina, 597 nucleotides. Its product is annotated as ribosome biogenesis protein Nop16. The annotation marks the transcript as partial. Gene Ontology annotation, cellular component: nucleolus. The record is from RefSeq and is a predicted model, not a curated record. The transcript has a single exon. Lineage: Eukaryota; Fungi; Kickxellomycota; Kickxellomycetes; Kickxellales; Kickxellaceae. Gene Ontology annotation, biological process: ribosomal large subunit biogenesis.
CGCAAGAAGCUUCGCAACCCAAAGCUCAAGACCACACGCAGAACUGCGGGUAAGGCUCGCAAGAUCAAAUACACAGGACACCCGCUUCUCCGCGACCAAUGGGACCGGGGUCUCACAGUGACCGAAAACUACAAAAAGAUGGGACUCCAAUCCCGCCUCAACGGCAUCAAAGGAGGAGUCGUACAGGAUCUCUACGCCAAACCCACCGACACCUCAGGAGAAGAUGAGGGCGAAGAGCAGAAGGAGAUGACAGAGAAGGAGAUCCGGAAGGCAAUUCCCAAGGGAUACGGUAUAAUUGAGCGCGAUGAAGAAGGCAAUGUGACAAAUGUUAUUGUUGGUGAGGAGGAGGAUCCCCUGGAUAGUGAUUAUGAGGCGGAUAAGGUGGAGCCCAAGAUGGAUGGUGCGCGGAGACUGGAGGAUUGGGCUACCCAUGGUGAUGAGCCUAAGGAACGGUGGAUGUCGGAGGGCGGCAGACGCGCACUGCAGGACAUGAUUGAUGCCCAUGGCGAAAACUACGACGCCAUGUUCUGGGACAGGAAGCUUAACAGACAACAGUUGCCAAAACAGCAGAUCAAGAAGAAGAUCCAACAGUACUUG